Molecule: messenger RNA, 1418 nt
Organism: Tetranychus urticae (two-spotted spider mite)
Lineage: Eukaryota; Metazoa; Arthropoda; Arachnida; Trombidiformes; Tetranychidae
Product: transcriptional repressor protein YY1-like
Biological process (GO): regulation of transcription by RNA polymerase II
Cellular component (GO): PcG protein complex; transcription regulator complex; chromatin
Molecular function (GO): RNA polymerase II cis-regulatory region sequence-specific DNA binding; DNA-binding transcription factor activity, RNA polymerase II-specific
Source: RefSeq, a predicted model, not a curated record
GAUUAAAUUUAUUGUGUUAUGAUAUGUGAUAGUCUUUACCACUUAAUUUAAUUUAUAAAUUGAUAUUUUUUUGAAGCUGACCCAAUUUAAAACAUGAGUUUGUCAACCUAUGGACCCAAUUCACAGGGUACCUUAACAUUUCAUGAUCCCGAUGAAACAUAUGAAUUGGUUGGAGGUGAUAAAGAUAACUCGACCAGAAACCUUGUUGGUACAUCUCUACUACGACAGCCAACAAGAUCAACCAAAUGGAAAGAAAAAUCAAUUCAAAUCAAGACCUUGGGAGGUGGACAUUUCAGAUUUUUUACUUGGGUACCUGCAAAUGACGAUGAAGAUAAUGAUUCUAAUUCAACACAACAAUCUCAACUUCAACUGGAUAUGAGUGAAUAUGUGACUGGUAUCAAGAAAAUACCCAAAGAGGGUAUACCAGGAGUUGAUCUAUCUGAUCCUAAACAAUUAGCUGAAUUCGCAAAAAUGAAACCCCGUAAACCUUCAUCGGAUGACGAUACUCGGACCAUUGGUUGCCCACAUAAAGGCUGUUCGAAAAUGUUUCGAGAUAAUAGUGCGAUGAGAAAACAUUUACAUACUCAUGGUCCUCGUGUUCAUGUUUGUGCUGAAUGUGGUAAAGCAUUUGUUGAAUCAAGUAAACUUAAAAGACACCAAUUGGUACACACUGGAGAAAAACCUUUUCAAUGUACAUUCGAAGGAUGUGGCAAAAGAUUUUCCCUAGAUUUUAACUUGAGAACGCACGUAAGAAUACAUACAGGAGAUCGACCUUAUGUUUGUCCUUUCGAUGAUUGUUCAAAAAAGUUUGCCCAAUCAACAAACCUUAAAUCACAUAUUUUAACACAUGCCAAGGCUAAAGCUAAUAAUUUAUAACAUGAGUUUGUCAACCUAUGGACCCAAUUCACAGGGUACCUUAACAUUUCGUGAUCCCCAGGAAACAAAUGAAUUGAUUGGAGGUGGUACUCAAGAAACUGAUUUUGAUUUCAUCGAUUUACAUUAUCCACAUUGACCCAAAGUCAAUUUUCUUAACCCCUUGCUGGUGUAGGAUCAUCUGUAAUAUCAGGAGAUAUACAUGUUGAUGGUCAAGCUAGCGCUCAUGGACCAGGAGACUUGGGACUACAGAAUGUUACUCUUUUCUCAAGCUUUUGGUGAGCUGGGUUUUGCCAACUGAAUGUACAUCUAAUUUCGUUCUCGACUUUGUUUGGAAAUCUACAUCUUGAUAGGAUGCAAGUUGCUCUUCGUCAGUUUGCUGUCGAUGAAUCUUCUGUUUCCAGAUAUAUUUAUCAUCGUUUACUUGGACACGAAAUCGACGAUUUUAUAAUGAGAUGUAAUCUACCCAAGCACUUUUCUGCCCCAAAUCUACCAGAAUGAUUGAGUUGAAAAAUGAUUAAAUGAUGAAUUACAAAUUGCUAAAA